Molecule: messenger RNA, 4034 nt
Organism: Cygnus olor (mute swan)
Lineage: Eukaryota; Metazoa; Chordata; Aves; Anseriformes; Anatidae
Gene: PPEF2
Product: protein phosphatase with EF-hand domain 2
Exons: 15
Coding region: 1031-3256 (741 amino acids)
Biological process (GO): negative regulation of MAPK cascade; detection of stimulus involved in sensory perception
Cellular component (GO): cytosol; nucleus
Molecular function (GO): Hsp90 protein binding; manganese ion binding; calcium ion binding
Source: RefSeq, a predicted model, not a curated record
GAAACAGGAUCCUUUUGCUCUGAGCAGAGCUUUCUGCAGCAGUGAGGUGAACAAAAGUCUGGCUGUCCUGUCCUUUUAUGCUGGCCAGGAUCUGAGCAAUUGAUGGCAUAAUACACCCCCGCACUCAAGCAGAUCCAUGAGGUGAAGAAAAGCGGUAUUUAUUUCACAAAGCUGAUUAUUUUCAUAUGAUAGCUAAUUGUUAUUUUGGACUUAUCUCCCCUCUAGCUGUGGAACUGCAAAUAGAUUUAAAUACCAUAUGUAUGUUCGUCCCUCGUAAUGAGAGUUAUCCUUCAGAGAUGGUAUAUGCAUAAAUAUAUUUGCAUAUACUGAGUGUUACUGAAUCAACUUAAUUACUUUAAUGCUUCCAGAUCAGUAUAAAAAAAUCUUGUUUUUUUUUUCUGUAUGGCAAAUGCCUCAAAUAUGCAGUCAUGUAGUAUUUUAGCACCUUUUACUUCAUCUGGGUGCUUCAGCUGUGCGUGAGUAACGGGGGUGGUAGCAUGAGGACUUGGAGAUGUGGUCUGCUCUUAGUGCUCAAUCAAGCAUAUUUUAUUGUACCAUUUGAAAUGAAGGUUCACAUCAAAGAGCCAUAUUGCUAAAAGUAUAGGAGCCUGAAAUUAGGUAUAUGAAAUAUUGUGUGAGUACAUGAAUGCCUGGUUUAUACAUCUACUGUACAAUUACAGUACCUAGAUAUGUAAUGCCUGAUAUUUUUAUCCAAUUGGCAAAGGUGCUGGAAUUAUUCCUCUUCAUAUAGCUGAGUUGAAAUUUUAAACAGCAAGACAGAAAUCCUCAUCUCAGAUUGUCUAGAAGACAACAAAGUAGCUUGAGGAACGUGGUAGUAGAAGAUGUACUUGGGCACAAGACAGGACAUCUGCUUGUUGAUCUUAAUAAGUGUUAAUAUAUUUAAUUAUAGACUCAGCACUGUGGGGCAUGUUGCAGCAGUUUUGAUUCUGAUCGAAUGCUUUCCUGCAUCUCUCGCAUGGUUUUGACGAUACUGGGCCAGUCGGCAGCGUUCUAGUACUGGCUGGAAAACAUGGGAUCUGGUAGUUCUGUAAAUGCCAACUACAAGUACUCUCUGCAGAAGUCUGAAAAUGCUUUCAAGGCAGCUGUUUUGAUCCAAAGGUGGUAUCGGCGCUAUGUUGCUCGGCUGGAAAUGCGCCGACGUUGCACUUGGAGAAUCUUUCAAUCCAUUGAGUAUGCCUGUGAGCAGGAUCAGAUCAAGCUUCACAACUUCUUCAGCUACCUCAUGGACCACUUCACGCCAAGCAGCAGUAAAGAGAGGGAUUUUAUCAGUCGCAUGUUCAUAAGUGGGGAAAGCUUCAAAGAGGCAGAGCUGGAAAAGUACUGUGACUAUGAAUCCAUGGAGGUGCCAGACUCCUACACUGGACCCCAUCUCUCUUUCCCCCUCCUUCCUGACCAUGCGACUGCCUUGCUGGAAGCUUUCAAACAGAAACAACAGCUCCACGCUCGCUAUGUCUUAAACCUUCUGCAUGAGACCAGGAAGCACCUCAAGCAGUUGCCAAACAUCAGUCACGUCUCCACCUGCUAUAGCGAGGAGGUCACCGUGUGCGGAGAUUUGCAUGGCCAGCUGGAUGACUUGUUCCUCAUAUUUUAUAAGAAUGGCCUUCCUUCCCCUUCCAAGUCCUACGUGUUCAAUGGGGACUUUGUAGACAGAGGCAAACAGUCCCUCGAGAUCCUUAUCAUCCUCUUUACCUUCCUCUUGAUCUAUCCAAAAGAGGUUCAUCUCAACCGUGGGAACCAUGAAGAUCACAUGGUCAACUUACGGUAUGGGUUCUGUGUGGGGCUGAUCACAAUGUCAAUGCUGUCGCUGCAAAAUCUCACUGAACUUCCUUUCUUCUGUUCCUACAGGUAUGGUUUCGCCAAGGAAGUCAUGCAGAAAUACAAGGUGCAUGGGAAGAAAAUCUUGAAGAUGAUUCAGAAUGUCUUCUGCUGGCUACCCCUGGCCACCCUGAUUGAUCAGAAAGUCCUUAUUAUACAUGGAGGCGUCUCUGAUACCACUGACCUGGACAUGCUGGAGAAAAUUCAAAGGAACAAAUUUAUUUCUGUCUUGAGGGGGAAGAAAAGGAAGGAGUCAAACAGGAACGUGGAAAUACAGGAGGUAAACGGGGAGAGCAACGCGGAGGCUGACCCUACAGGGAACGAAGCAACGCCCAGUUUACCCUCGCAGCCCCGACCAGCGCAGGCUCCCAGCAUGGCCAACAGGCUGGAGUUCUCCAGGUGGGUCCGGCAGACGGUGCAGGAGCAAAUCGAGUGGUGCCGCCGGCUGGUGGACAUCAGUGAGUCGGAGGACGAGGAGCUCACCUACUCUAGCAUGGUCUCCUUAGCGGAUUUGGACGGGCCGUGCUGGACUCGCCAGGAAGAGUGGAAGCAGAUUUUGGACAUUCUCUGGAGUGACCCCAUGCCUCAGGAGGGCUGCAGAGAAAAUACGGUGCGAGGUGGUGGCUGCUACUUUGGGCCUGACGUGACAGGGAAGAUCCUUGAGAAGUACAAGUUGCAGUUCCUCAUCCGCUCCCAUGAGUGCAAGCAAGAGGGCUAUGAGUUCUGUCACAACCGCAAGGUACUGACCAUAUUUUCAGCCUCAAACUACUAUGAGAUUGGCAGCAACAGGGGAGCCUACGUGAAGCUGGGGCCGGACCUGGUCCCCCAUUUUGUUCAGUACCAAGCCAACAAGACAGCCCACACUCUCACCAUGACCCAAAGAAUCAGCAGAGUAGAGGAGUCAGCCUUUCGAGCCUUGCGGGAGAAGCUGUUUGCUCACACCUCCGCUCUCAUCAGUGCAUUCAAGGCAUACGAUAAGGACGAUACAGGAAGGAUCACGCUGAGCAACUGGGCAGCGGCAGUGGAGUCAGUCUUGCACCUGGGACUGCCGUGGCGAAUGCUGAGACCGCAGCUGGUGCGCACCACGGCGGAUGGCAUGCUGGAGUACAAGUCCUGGCUUGAUGAUUUAGCCAUGGGGCAGCGGAGCCAAGAGCACAUCCAGUCGAGCUUGUUGGAAGUCAUUUAUCGGAACAGAUCCAACUUGGAGACCAUAUUCAGGAUCAUUGACAGAGAUCAUUCAGGUCUCAUCUCAUUUGAGGAAUUCCACCAAACCUGGAAACUGUUCAGCUCCCACAUGAACAUUGAACUCACAGACGAUGGCAUCGAUGACUUAGUUCGCAGCAUUGACUUCAAUAAAGAUGGAAACAUCGACUUCAAUGAGUUCCUCGAAGCCUUCCGCCUUGUCAAACAGACACAGUAGUGAGAACUCGGAGGGGAUUGCCACGUCCAAUGCCUUGUCUGCAAAGCCAGGACUCCUUCCUACCUAACUGCAGAGCAUGCUUGCAGCUGCAAAACAGGGAAAGGGAAAGCAGGGACCUGUAGCACUACUACAAAAGCUGAAAACAGGAACCACCCCAGCCAACAGCUGUGCUCUGUUUUGGGAAGGUAACAGUACAAUAGAUAAGCUGCACUUCAGUUAUGACCACAUUUAAAGAAGAGCUCUGUUCCAAGUAGAAAUCCGUGCUCCAAGGGAGCUACAAUUUAAUUUCUCUUGUCAAUGCAUGUGAUGAAAUCUUAAAGAUCUCUUCCAGUUUCGUAAAAUGGAAUUAAAGGUAUUUCUUGGGGGCAGUGUUUUAACCAAAUAGCAACUGCUACUGCAGUCUUCCUUUUAUGAAACAUUUCUUCUCAGUUGGCUGGUUCUGGGCCUUCUCAGCUGUGCUAGCACCACUGCUACUUCUGUGAUGAUACCUCUCUCCCCUGUUGUUCCUUUGCUUCAGUAAGUUUGCAGCUACUACAUAUGUUCAGUUGAGCAACACUUUGAAAAAUAAACUAUCUCAAGCAUGCAAAAGAGUCUCUCACAUGGGGGGUCUUAAGAAAUCUGCUGAAGCUAUAGUUUUUGUCAAGGGUCAUAGGAAUGGACGAGGUAGCUCCCAGCUGCAGUGAUUCUGUUGCAGGCUCAAGAUUAGUUUACAUUCAAAGCACAAUACAACUGCAGCAUAAAAAGCAUGGGGGAAUUUUUAAAUAAAGUGUUUGCAAAG